Molecule: messenger RNA, 4569 nt
Organism: Carassius auratus (goldfish)
Lineage: Eukaryota; Metazoa; Chordata; Actinopteri; Cypriniformes; Cyprinidae
Product: putative helicase mov-10-B.1
Exons: 22
Coding region: 400-3450 (1016 amino acids)
Molecular function (GO): RNA binding; 5'-3' RNA helicase activity
Source: RefSeq, a predicted model, not a curated record
CUUAGUAGAACUUUGUAGACGGUCCCUAGCUGGCCUAGCUCUAGCUCGCUGCUGCUACAGGUUUUACGCGUUGCAACAUAUCGAGAAUGAGUAAGUUAAAACUAAUGGAAUACGUGUGUGUUUAGUUUUCUAAUGCUUUUUAUACAAUACUCACCCACUAAGAUUUUAUAGAUUUUUUUUUCGCGGCUGAAUAUCUGAUAUCCAACGUCGAACCAACUUUGCAUUGGUAGAAGAAUAAUCCAACCAACCGUAGUAAUUUAGAUCUUAAGUUUCGUUUCUUCCGUUGAUAGCCGCUUCCGCAGAAACAGUUGUACUUAUUUCAUGAUAGGCAGUGUAAGAUCAUAACUGAUCUAAUAUCUGCACAUCACCACGGAGCUCACGACACCAGAGCUAAGAAACAUGAACAGGAAAAACAGAAAAAAUCAGCUCUCCAAGGAUGAUUUGCGUGCCGUUGGAUUUGACUUUAUAGAAUUUCUUGCGGAAAGCAAAAGGAGAUCCAUUACUGAUCGAAUCAUUCUCAAAAACAUCUACAACGAUGAGUUCCGAAACAGGGAUGGAGUCAGAGACCCAAACUUCUCUUCAGUUCUCUUUGUAUUGAGAAAUUCCAAAAAAGCACGCAUCACCAGAUCAGGACAUGUUUACUUUAACUCUAAUGUCAGAGUGGUGCACGAUCAAUGGUUUAUACCCCGUCAUAGACAACAAAACCAAGCUACUCCCCCUCUGAGUAAUGGCAGCUCAUCGCCUCCCGCCAGUGGCCAGGUUCCUGACCCAUCGUCAGUGCCAGGACCAGAAGAUGGAGUCCGAGGAAGGAGAAAUCUGUCAAAAGCCCUCCUGAAAAGAAUAAACACUACAGAACGGUCUGUGUUUAUCGCUGAUAAAUGUGGGGUGCGGGUAUCCUCAGAGCUGCAGACAGAGGAUGGCGUGAUUCAGCUGUUUGUGGAGGAGGAAGAAAUGCGUGAAGUGAAGCUGUUUGUGGAGAACACGGGUCAGGAGGCUGUGUAUUUCACAUACUACACUGCUCUGCACUGGCUGCAGUAUUUCACUCUGGAAGACAGCAGAAAAGUCACACGUAACAAUCCACUCCGUCUGGGGCCAUGUGAGAAGUAUGAGGUGACCUUAAGAUUCAAAGCAGAACAGAUAGGAGUCUAUCCUGCUACUCUGGCAUUUGAGUUCAAGGAAAACACCCAACCCACCACCCAUCCUUUCCACAUUGUUCGGUUCAUUCAGGCAGAAUACAGGUCCGAGCUUGCAGCUCUGCUGGGUCCAGAAGCACCAUUCAGACCUAAGAGGCUUGAGACCUAUGAACCUGCGAGGUGCAACAUAGAUGAGGGGGUUCAACCUGAGAGUUUUACACAAAACUUUUUAAAGUUUGUGUUGCCACUGGAUAGCUACACACGUCCUUCUUACAUCUCUGACUUAGCCGAGGUCCUAAAAGGCAGCCGUUCUUUCCCGAAGCUCCAGGAACAGAAGUCACUGCUGGAAAGUGAUCUGGGUUUUCAUAACUAUAUUGAGCGCUUUGAUUUACUACUGUACCUGGAGGAAGAUCAAAUGCGUCUAGACAUCAAGAUGUAUAACAAAGAUGAUGUAUCCAUGGUGAAAGACCAUGAGAACAAACGACUGCUGGUCUUAGAGCUCCCCGGUGUUUCGGAGAAUAGGCCAUCAGUCCUGAGAGGAGAUCACCUGCUUCUCACCAAGAGUGACGAGGUCCAGCUCUCAACUGUGACCAAAUACAAGGGCUAUGUCCACAGAGUGGAACUGGAUCAGGUCAAACUGGGCUUCUCUCGAAGGCUGCUUGACGGUUUCAUAGAUAAUAUGAAAUUCCGUGUGGAGUUCACAGUGAAUCGUCUCCCGUUGAGACUGCAACACAGAGCAGUACACAUGGCGGUCCAGCACGAGCUCAGAGAUGUGCUGUUCCCUGUGGGCUCAAGGAGCUUGAACCCUGCGUCUCCACCUGCACUGAGGCUCUUUGAUCAAAAGCUGGAGAAGAACCAUGAACAGAAAAAAGCCGUAUGUAACAUUGUGGCUGGUACAUCCAAGCCGGCACCGUACUUGGUGUUUGGACCUCCUGGCACUGGUAAAACAGUCACGAUAGUGGAGGCCAUCAAACAGGUGGAGAAGAAUAUACCUGGGGCCUACAUCCUAGCUUGUGCUCCAUCUAACAGUGCAGCUGAUCAGCUGUGUGAAAAGUUGAUCACUAGUCAACAUGUUGAUGCACGGAAGAUAUACAGAGUCUACGCUAGCUCACGCAAUCCAAAAGAUAUCCCUAAAGUCCUGGAGAAAAACAGUAAUGUGGAGGGAAACACAAUUAUUUUCCCUUGUAAAGAGGAUCUGAUGUGCCACAAGAUCAUAGUCAGCACUCUGGUCACCGCUGGCAGGCUGGUCAGUGGGGGUUUUCCUAUAGGUCAUUUUUCUCACAUCUUUGUGGAUGAGGCAGGGCAUGCUGUGGAGCCAGAGGCCAUCAUCAGUGUGGCAGGUCUGCUGAAUGCAAAGACUGGGCAGCUUGUUUUGGCUGGAGAUCCCAAGCAGCUGGGGCCAAUCCUGAGAUCUCCUUUUGCCAUUAAAUACGGACUUGGUCUUUCCUUGCUGGAGAGGUUAAUGACACAGAAUGAACUUUACCAGAAAGGCACUAGUGGAUACGACAACCGUUAUGUAACCAAGCUACUGAAGAACUACAGGUCUCAUCCAUCCAUUCUGAAGAUUCCUAAUGAAAUGUUCUAUGAUGGGGAGUUGGAGGCAUGUGCAGAUCAGAUUAUCUCCCACCAGUACUGCAAGUGGGAGCACCUGCCAAAAAUUGGAUUUCCUGUGAUUUUUCAUGGAGUGAUUGGAAAGGAUGAGAGAGAGUCGAACAGCCCCUCCUUUUUCAACACUUCUGAAAUCGAUAUCAUCCUUGACUACCUGAAGAAGCUCCUGACACCGGCGAAGAAGGGCAUCGCAAUAAUCUCCCCCAAAGAGAUUGGCAUUAUCGCACCCUACAGGAAACAGGUGGAGAAAAUCAGGAAGGCCAUUAAGAUGCACAGGGAGCUUAAAUCCUAUUUGGGCAUCGAGGAGCUGAAGGUUGGCUCCGUGGAGGAGUUUCAAGGCCAGGAGAGGAAAGUGAUCAUUGUGUCCACUGUUCGCAGCGACAAGAAACACAUCAUUUUGGAUGAAAAGUUCAACAUUGGCUUUCUGAAGAAUGAGAAGAGAUUCAAUGUGGCAGUGACCAGAGCAAAAUCCCUGCUCAUUAUGGUCGGGAACCCCAUCAUUCUACAAACAGACGCGACCUGGGGCAGGUUUAUUAAUUACUGCAUUGAGAAGGAAGGUUAUACUGGAUAUGAUAUUUCCAACAUGGAGGAAACGGAUGCGGUUGUCGAGCGUCUGCUAGCACUAAACAUCCGCGAGGAGAUCGUAGUGGAAACAGAGGAGAGUGUGGUCCAGCAACAUCUGAAUCCUGAGUGGAGACAUGACCAUUAAAUGAAGUGCCAUUCUUAAAGUGCCUCACAGCCAGGCCCCUCUCAUUAGCAUAACCACACCCCUUUCCCCAUCCUCUUGCUGAAGUUAAACUGGGAGAGUUUAUAUAAAGAAGUUUAAUUUUAAAGCUAAAGUUGCUAUAUGAUUUAAAAAUAGCAUUAAAUUAAAGGUGCUGCAUGACUAUAGAAAACAGACAAAAGGAGCUUUGGUGGUCCCUUUUGCCAAAAAGUUUGAAAAUACAGUACAGACCAAAAGUUUGGACACACCUUCUCAUUCAAAGAGUUUUCUUAAUUUUCAUGACUAUGAAAAUUGUAGAUUCACACUGAAGGCAUCAAAACUAUGAAUUAACACAUGUGGAAUUAUAUACAUAACAAAAAUGUGAAACAACGGAAAAUAUGUCGUUUUCUAGGUUCUAUUCUAGCCACCUUUUGCUUUGAUCACCCUAAACCAUCUCGACUGGGUUCAGGUUACAUGGGGAAAGAAUACACAUUGUUCAUUUACAUAUAAUACCAAAAGUGUAACAAUAUAAAUCUGAUUGAAAAUUUGACAUCUUGUCCUUAAUCUCAGGGCUUUAUAUGCAAUGUUGCCUAUAUUGAUUGAAAAGUUUUAUUAGAUGUUUUAAAGAAAAUGCAUUAAUUAACAAAUGGUUGAUAAAUCACUGAUUAUUUCCCUAAAAGAAGUGCCUUAUUUUUUAAAGUUACUAAACAACAGAAAUUAUAUUUUAAUAAUGCUUCAUUUAUGGUGGUAAAGGUUUUGUUUGUGGUCCCACUGGAUUGUCUGGAAAUUGCAAUUGGAGUUGGAGGUUUACAUCAGUGCAUUUUAAAACACAUCAUUAAACAAUUGUGUAAUUAAUUUCAAAGACUUAUGACUGAAGUAAAUACAUUGUAAUAUGGAGGAUGUUGAAUCACAAAUAAAUGCAAAAUCUGGAGCCUGUCAAGCCUGUCGACACACUCAUUACCUGUUUCUCACAGUCAGCAGACUUCAAAUUUACUACAUCCCAUGACACCUCAUUUGAAAAGGAGAAGUAUAAUGUGUAUUUAUUGACCAUGAAACUAUUUUGCAUUGCUAAGUUAUUCUUGUAUACAAUCUUGUUGUCAUCCAAAAAUAAAACAUGAAAAUGAA